Messenger RNA from Meloidogyne enterolobii, 533 nucleotides. Lineage: Eukaryota; Metazoa; Nematoda; Chromadorea; Rhabditida; Meloidogynidae. The record is from the annotation of a GenBank genome assembly.
UGUAAAAAUUAAAUUUAAAGAAAAUGUUAAUUUCAAUUUCUUCAAAAUUUAUUUUCACAAUUUUAAUUUCUUUUUUAAAUUACUCAAAUUCCCUCAAAUGUAAAUGUACACAAAGUUCACCGAAAGUCCCUUGUCAGCACGGCGUUUGCGAAGUGCCAACAAAAAUCUCCUCUUGUCUAAUGCUUGAUCACCCAAAAUCUGGACUUCAUUAUGCUUGCUCAACAAAUGCUAAUUUAGGUGAAGGGGAAUGUGUGGAGAAAAAAUCAAAAACAGGAGCUAAUGUUAAAGUCUGUUCUUGUUAUUCUUCCGAUUUUUGUAAUUUCAAAAUCUGGCCAGAUGGACAGGAAUUGGAAGAACAAAAUAGUAAAAGUGAAGAAGAAGAUGACGAUGAUGGGGAAAAUUCAAAAGAGUAUGAAGAAGAAAAUAAAAAAGGAGAAAUAUUAAAUACAAAUAAUUCAAUUAAUUUAAAAUAUUCUUUUUUAAUUAUUUUUAUUUUAAAUUUAUUUUUUUAUUUUAUUUUAAUUAAAAAUUAA